AUGAGGGAAAAUGGCUCAUCUGAGAUUCUAAAUAAACUAUAUGAUACUGCCAUGGACAAAUUAGAAGGCUUAAAGAAAGAUUAUGAUGCACUAAGAAAGCGCUACAAUGAGAAGAUUGCCAACCAUAACACUGACCUCAGCCGUUUAGAGCGUGUGGAAGAGGAGAAUCGGCGUUUUCAGAAACAGAAUGAGAUGCUGAUGAAGCAAACAGAUUCUGCUGUUGUGGAGAAAACAUCAAUUCAGCAACAGUAUUUAUCUACAUUGAAGAGGUAUGACUCAAUACAGCAUGAGUUAAGUAAGGCAACAGUACAGAACAAAGAGAUCCAGAGGGAAAUGGAACGGUUGCAAACUGAGGUGACUCGAUUCAAGACAUUACAGCUGAAAGCUGUAAAGGAUGCAGAGAAGUAUAAGGAAGAGAGGGAUACAGUGCUGAAUGAAUACCGCCUGGUCAUGAGUGAAAGAGACCAAGUACACAAAGAAAUUGACAAGCUGCAGACUGAACUGGAAUUGGCACAGGGUCAUCUAAAGAACACCUCAUCGGAGAGAAAAGUAGCCGGUGAAGAACUUGAAGCUCUUCGACAGGAGCUUCAUUCUGCGCUGGUAGAACGAGAUCAUGCUAUCUGUGAAAGGAAUGAACUGCUGGAGAAAUACUGCCAUGAAGUGAAGGACAAAGCAGAAGCUCAAAAGGAGCUUGAUCAGGCUUGUAAGGAUAUUGAGACUGUGAAAGAAGAGAGAGAUGUUGCUAGGAAGGAAAGAACAGAAGCUAUCAUCCAGAGAGAUCAGUUGCUGCGGGAGUACUACCAGGCCCGACAGAAACAAGAUUCAGCUACAUUGGACAUGGAAAGGGCCAGUAAGGAAAUCGAGAUGCUUCGGAAGCAGUGUGAGGCAAUGUCCCAGGAACUGAAGGAAGGCAUACAGGAGGCAGAAGUAGCUAAACGUAGGCGAGACUGGGCAUUCCAAGAACGAGAUAAAAUAGUUGCAGAAAGAGAAAGCAUAAGAACUUUAUGUGAUAACUUACGGCGGGAAAGGGACAGAGCAGUGAGUGACCUGGCUGAAGCUCUUCGGGAUCUAGAUGAUAUGAUGAAACAAAAAAAUGAUGCUAUACGCGAAUUGAAGGAACUGAAAGAGAAAAUGGAAAACCAGCUGGAAAAAGAGGCCCGGAUUCGGCAGCUUAUGGCUCAUAAUUCCCAUGAUUCAGCCAUUGACACAGAUUCCCUUGAAUGGGAGACUGAAGUCGUUGAAUUUGCAAAGGACAGGGAUGACAUGGAUUUGAAGGCAUUAGGUUUUGAUGUAGCAGGAGGAGCUGAUGAGCCUUACCUACCUGGAGACUCUGGGAUAUUCGUUACAAAGGUAGAUAAAGGGAGUGUUGCAGAUGGAAGGUUAAGGGUGAAUGAUUGCUUGCUCAGGAUAAAUGAUGUAGAUCUUACCAACAAGGACAGAAAGCAUGUCAUUAAAGCUGUACUAAACGGUGGAGGGGUAAUUAACAUGAUAGUUCGAAGGAGAAAGUCUCUGGGAGGCAGAGCUAUUACCCCAGUUCAUAUCAAUCUUGUGGGCCACAAAGACAUUGGAAUCAGCUUGGAGACUGGAGUAUAUGUAGCUACUGUUGUUCCUGGCAGUUCUGCUGCUAGAGAAGGAUCCUUAACGGUGGGAGACAGACUGAUUACAAUAAAUGGUAUUGCACUAGAAAACAAGUCACUGACAGAAUGUGAAGCUUUGUUGCGAAAUUGCAGGGAUUCUGUCAGUCUUUCACUGAUGAAGGUGGUUCCUCAGAGUUCCUCUUGGAGUGGACAGAACAUACUUGAAACACUAAAGGAAUCUGAGAAAUCUGGUAACUGUAGGAUUCAUGAAUCAGAAGUACAGGUUCCUAAUACUCGAAACUUGAAACACAACAGUUCAACACAGACUGACAUUUUCAGCACAGACUCGAGCUUACUUGACAGCAAAAAUGACAGAGCCAGUCAUGAAGACGGCACUUAUUGUGAACAUAAACAAUUUUCAAGCUGUCCUUUGCAGUCUACUACACAUAGGACAGCUGAUCGUACUUGCCACAAUUUUUCAGACCACAAAUCAGGCCCUUUCAACCCAGAGCUAUUUUCUGAUCAAGGUUAUGGGAUUGCAGAACAUGACAAAAGACGCUUUACGUUUGACCCAACAGUUACAGAUUGUGUGGUGGUGGAGACUGAUGCAGAUAAAGCACAUAAUUCUAAACACAGUGGUGGCACCUGGCCAAAAACAAUGGUGGAUGUUUCACCUUCUGAACUUGGGAAACUCUCCAUAUUCAAACUGCCAAAACAAAGGAAGCCUAUCUUUGAUCCAGAUACCUUCAAAAGGCCACAGACUCCCCCAAAGAUGGAUUAUCUCUCUCCAACUCAAAAGCAGGCACAUUCUUUGCAGUCCUCAAAGGGUGAAUCUGGUUCAACACCUCCAACACCACCUAAGAGGAGUGAUUCAUUCAAAUUUAAACACAAACAACAAACUAGCUCUACUUCAGACUCUACAAUAACUACUGGGUCACCUCCAACCAGCCCCACAGGGCCUCAGUCUCCUGUGGCCCUUGGAGUAAAACAAGAGACACCACAUGAAGCUCAUGAUAUGAAGGCUGGCCACUAUCAGCCUAGUCAGUACUUGGAGGGAACUGCUUUAAUGCCUUCAAGGACUUCUGAGGAAUCAGAAGGUAACCAGAGAGUCGAGGAAGAACCUGUGAACAGACGACGACCAAAAUCUGCUCCUGCGUUAAGACCAAGCAAACUUGCUCCCUUGAUUAUCUCUGGACUGUCCCCUCAGGAAAAUAUUGACCCCCAAUCACACUAUGAGAGUCAUGUAUCUUGCUCACCAAUUCUCAAGUACAAUUCAAGUGAAGAACACCUCUCUUUGGAACUACACGAAUGGCACCGGAACGCACCAAAACGCUCACAUAGGCACAGUAGUGGCUAUGUACCUGUAGGCUAUAAUAGUCCAGCAUCAGCAGGCAAUGUACAGAGAAACUUUGUGCCUUGUCCAGCUGUGACAGCAGUCCUGCGGAAUCCAAACGUUCCUUUCUUCACGGUUCGGAGUCGUAUGGUCCACAGUACCAACUAUCCUUCCAUGGCUAGUCAGAUGUGCUAUCCCCAACAACAGCAUAGUAGAGCAAGAAACCAUUCACCAACUGAAAGCUUUAAUGGUUCUCCACGGACCCGGCAUAGGCCUCAGAGUGCAAUUUGCUUUCCAGAAUCUGUGCAUGCCUUUGACAGUUUUAGCCCACAACAUCUCACACAUCAUAGCUUGGAUCUGACUGGCUCAGACAACAAACACUCAGCUGAUUUGUUGGAGUCCUCUAGAAGCACAGCAUCACAUGGAACACAGUCUCUGCCAGCCAGUGCACGUAUUGGUUCAUCAAGCAGCUUGGCUUUUGCUCCGAGUAAAAGUGGACGGAUUCGAAUCCCUUCAAACACCCGAUACCCACGAUUGACUACAGGCUCUGACAGAGGUAGUCUUCCACAACACACAAUUUAA
This is a messenger RNA of Rhincodon typus (whale shark), 3492 nucleotides long. RefSeq names its product disks large homolog 5-like. The record is from RefSeq and is a predicted model, not a curated record. The transcript is spliced from 16 exons. NCBI's taxonomy places the organism in Eukaryota, Metazoa, Chordata, Chondrichthyes, Orectolobiformes, Rhincodontidae. Bases 1 to 3492 code for a protein of 1163 amino acids. Gene Ontology annotation, molecular function: protein binding.